Messenger RNA from Podospora pseudocomata, 360 nucleotides. RefSeq lists its product as uncharacterized. Lineage: Eukaryota; Fungi; Ascomycota; Sordariomycetes; Sordariales; Podosporaceae. The transcript has a single exon. Bases 1 to 360 code for a protein of 119 amino acids. The record is from RefSeq and is a predicted model, not a curated record.
AUGGUAGUCCCAAGAAAUGCAAACCUAACAGAAGGGGAUUGGUUCUUAGAUUUGCAGAAACACCCCCCUGAGGUUAUGGGCGAGGGUGGUGACAUCUGCGAAGUACCAACCAUCGAGAUCUCGAAACGUCGCAGAGCAAGGCCGCCACCUUCUCGAUUCCUCCUCGUCAUACCGAUCUCGGUAACAGUCCAAGAUUGCCGAUCCGAGAAGCUCAACCAAGCCCGGGGACGUUUGACCCAGCACCUCUCCGACGCACCCAGACAGGUUUUCUCCUACGACCUCGGAUUCCCCGACUCAGAUAUGUCUGCUUCGAGAAACCCAUCCGCUCGGCCUCCUGGCAAAUCCCACGGUGGAUCAUGA